AUGGAGGCAGCAGCCACAAAAGAUAAGAUGGCUGUGCAUCCCAAUGACACAGAAAAGCCAAAAUCUUGCAGGGAGAAGUUUCUUCAAGCAUGGAAUGAAAAGCUGAAACUCCAGCCAUGUCCCAUAUUGUAUUCUCAAACGCUAGCAUCUCAGUCGGUAGUUGAUAUUUCUGUCCAGGAAAAGCGAACAAGGAACAACAAGGCCCUGUCAGAUUUAAAAACAAGGGCCUCAUUGCAACAUAAUGAAAAUGCCGUUUACUUUGUGAAAGUAAUGCCUCUUCCUCCAGAGCAAAUGCAUCCAACUCUUGGGGGUGUAUAUGUAGGUGAACACUGCCCACAGCAAGAUACUGUGGCAUCUUGGCAUAGCAACCAUGAUGCUACAGACAAGAAGGUGCCAAGUGGAUCCAUGAAAAAUGUUGAAGAGGAACUCCUACAGAUUUGCGUUUCUGAUUUACUGAUGGAGUCUCCAGUGCGGAAGAGGCCCAGAUUGCUGCCACCUCACCGAAAGAUGCAUGUGGAAGUAUGGAAGAAAGAGGCCUCACCCCCAUUGCAGGAGCAUGCAAGAAAUCCAGUCCCGUUGGCAUACAAUCACCUGGUAGAUACCAUGUCAAUGACUAAUCUUGCUGACCUCCCUGAAGUGGAAUCUUUUUAUCGCAGGUUUAAUCCUAAAUUAAAACAAAGUUAUGAUAGGAAGAACAGUCCAAUCCAAUCAGGAACCAACGGCUUUUUGCUUGUCAGGAACACAGACGUUUCUACCUCUCAAGAGACUGUCAGAAAAAUUGCCAAGCAACAUCAGCAACUGAACUCAAAGAGUUCUCCCUUACCUGAUCUUAUGGUGGCAAACAUAGAAUCCAUGAACUCUCAAAAUAUCCACCUGCCACCAAAGAAACGAUACACUCAUGGCUGUCUCUAA
Molecule: messenger RNA, 912 nt
Organism: Pseudonaja textilis
Lineage: Eukaryota; Metazoa; Chordata; Lepidosauria; Squamata; Elapidae
Source: RefSeq, a predicted model, not a curated record